AUUUUUUUUUAACGAUUAAUAAAAUUGUGAGAAUUCGAAAAGCGAGAAUAAAUAUAUUUAUAAAGAAUCACGGUUGGUUUUUGGUGAACCGAUCGGCGUGAUUGAUAAUUUGGAAAAAAAAUUUGUAAGCGAUAAAUAAAGCAGUGGUAAAUAUGACGAUUCAUAAAAAGCAACCGGCUGGUAAAACGAAGGGCGAUAAAGGAUCCGCUAAAAAUUCGACAGAAGUGGCGAGCACAUCGUCCACAUCCACGAUGGCCGACGCGUCUCGGGAAAUCAGUUCAAAAAAUGCGACUAAGAUCGGAUCGACAGAAAUCGUAUCGACAUCGAGCGUUGUUCAGGAAGCCACAACUAUAGCAAAGAGUGAAUCUCGCACCAACGUCGUCGAGGUCAGAAGUUCGAGCCGCGAGGUCAUCAUGGAUGGGAAGGGAAAUGUUAUUCAAGUAAUCGAACACGCGCCAAAAACCGUGAAACAUUCCUCGUCAACUUCUAAAGGGGCACAGAGUUCGACGGAUUUCAUCGCCGCUGAGCAAAAACAGCAGAUAAAACAGAGCAAGAAAAUCGGUAACGAGGAUAAACGUGCGGCGAAUUUAAAUUCGGGCAAAAAUUCCGUCAGACAUGUCAAAGACGGGGGACAGAACAAGACGAUCAGAUCGAUCGAGGGCGGAUCAAACGACCAAAGUUCAUCUUCGCACUUCGAAAGUAUACAGAAAUCGUCAUCGUCGUCCAGCACGUUCGUCGAAUCUUCUACCACUCACGAGGAUCAUCUUCAACACUCGUCGUCGACCGUAACAUCCGAUCAAAUCGCUAGUCAAUCCGGUCCCGCGGUACAGACGUCUUCCAAGUCAGUUAAAAACGUGAGAUCGAGUCAGGUGGUCGAAGAAGGUCUCACGAUGGACGGUGAGACGGUUAAAAAUAAAACCGAGAUCAGAAGAUCUGGUCAGAAGGUGAAUGACAACGGGAAAGUCACAUCGUCGAAGACGGAAAGCGUCGAAAGUGAAACAACGGUGAUACCGUCCGACCCGGCAGUCGAAAUACAAAAAUCUAAAACCGGCAAGAAGACCGUGAAAACUGUCGGAUCUAAAACUGUAGAAGGUCAUGAUCAUCCGUCGAGCAACGUAACGAUUCGUACGACCGUUACGGACAGCACAGGUAAAAGUGUUACCACCACCGAACACUUGGAGAGUGACGUAAUCGCUCGUAAUACCAAACCAGGCGCUUCUACCUGGGAUGGAAAAUUCGUUUACGAAAAACCGACGAAACAAAAAUCGAGGAACAGUACGUCGGAUUCCAGCGUGUUUCGUCAUUCGGGACAAGAGACCACGUCGCCGAGGAGAACUAAGGGAAAAUCAACCGAUACGAGCAAAGGUGUCAUUAGAUCCGGUGGUUCCGUGACGGAAAUAUCGCACGGAUCGACGAGCGAAGAGCGAAGGUCUUCCAGUACCACGGAAAUUCACGGAUCGAACUUGGUCGACGAGAGCUCACAGUCUUCCACCACGGUCGUCCAGGACGGUGGUUAUAUCGCGGAAAGUUACACCCUGGAAACGGUCAACACUUACGAUUCGUCGGGAAGACUGAUCAGCACCGAAACACGACGUAUUCCAUCGGACACGGUGUUCGUUAACAGAGACGGAGGAUCGAUAGAUCGUCACACGUAUACGACUACUCACGAAAGCGAUCUGCACAGAGAUUCGACGACUCGCCAUUCGAAGCCGGGAGAUUCGUCGUGGGACGGUAAAUUCGUUUACGAAACACCAACACCUACUCGAAAAGGGAACACCUCCGAUGCGUCCGUUUUUCAACAUCCCGGUCAGGAUAACAUCGUCGAGUCCACCAGGCGCGUCGACACUAAAGAAUCCAGUCUGGAUGGUUCUUACAACCGAGAAACUACCAGCAAUAUUCACACGGCGAAAGGUUCGACGGAUUCGUCGGAAUUUUUGUCCCGCGAACGCGUCGACGUUAGCAAAGAAUCGUACGUUUACGUGGAUGACGGUAGAACCCCGCGAACCGAAGUUACGCGAGUCAACAGACCCGGCCAAUCGAAUUGGAACGGUCAAUUCGUGAGGGAAAAUCCUGCCGAUAAUAAAACGAAAGAAACGACCGACGCUACCGUAGUCAGAAGAACUAAGCCCAGGAAUGACUCCGUCGAGGUACAAGAUAUAUCGGAAGAGGUGAACGUCAGUAACAUAUCCGAAACCGUUUCUUCGUCGUACAUCGUCGAACAUUCGUCGAGCAGCGAUCUGAAGAAUAUCGAAAAAGUGACAUCGGUGUCCGAAACUAUUGCCGAAGAAGAACCCUCCGGAAGAGGACCGCAAGGUCGUCCUGGUAGUCCUCAAAAGGUACAAGGACAUCCGAGAGAUGGAAUACCUCUCAGUCAUAAGCCGGGACAAUCGACUUGGGACGGUCAUUUCAUUUACGAAAAACCACAAACGCCAAAGUCCGACCGUCGACACCCCGCCGGCUACGGUCCUCAGAAUUCCGAUAUUCGGAAAACUAACAGACGGGGAAACGUCGUCGACAUUCGCGACGUUACGGAUGAUCAUACCAUCAACGAAGCAGAUACCGUGACCACUUCCUACGUAGUGGAACACUCUUCGAGUCAGCAAAGUUUCUCAGAUUCGAAGGAUCUCGUCAGCAUUUCAUCCGUCACUUCGGAAACUACCGUUCACGAUGGGCAGACGGGCAGUCGUCCCGGUACCGCGCAAGGAAGAUAUCCCCAUGACACGCGUCCUGGUACUCCUCAAGGACGUCCUGGUAGCCCGGAAAAAGCACCGAGACCGACCAAACCGGGUUCGUCGACGUGGGACGGUUCGUUUUUGUACGAAAAAUCAGCAGAACAGAAGAAACCGAUAAUUGACGACGGUAAAAAACCGACUGACGGAAGACAACGACCCGGCAACGAGGAUAAAAGACUUUCCGACAACAAAACUGAUCAGGUCGCCCGCAAGGGUACGAGACACGUGAGUGACAGCACCUUGAAUAUCGGUAACACUUCGACGGACGUAUCCAGUACGUCCGAAGUGGUCAGCAGUUCAUUUGUCGUCGAACAGUCGAACGUUCAGGAAAGUUAUACGGAUUCGAAGAAUGUCGACUUUUCCACUUCGUCGACGGAAACCGUGAUCAUCCGGGAUGGAAAGCCCGUCGAAAGGCAGACGGUUCAUUCCGUAACGGAUCAUCGUCGACCCGGAAGUCCCGACAAAAGAGGACCUUCCUCGAGGGAUAGAAUUGUCGACAGACCCGGAAGCCCGGAUAAGAAAACGGGCCACCCCGACGACAAAAGCGCACGCCCAACAAAACCUGGAUCUUCAACUUGGGAUGGAUCCUUCGUAAUCGAGAAGAAACCGGAGGGUAAGAAACCUUCCGAUUCGUGGAAGGGGCCCGGAGGCGACGACCGGAGAAAACCGCGCGACGACAGACCUUCCGGUAGAAAACCGUCCGACGUUAAGCCCGGCGAUGUGGUGCUGAGAAAUUCGAAGCACGUGUCCGAUAGGACUUCAGACAUCAGUAACACUACGGAGGAUGUGCAGAGUACGUCCGAAGUCGUCACCAGCUCCUUCGUGGUGGAGCAAUCGAACACCGAGGAAAGUUUCAGCGACUCGAAGAAUCUGAACUUCUCCACAUCAUCGACGGAAACUGUGAUCAUGCGUGACGGAAGGCCUGUCGAAUCGCACACGACUUAUCAUGUGAGCGAUCAGCGUCGUCCCGGAAGCCCCGAAAAAAGAGGAACCACACCGAAGGAUAAAAUUGUCGGGAGACCCGAGAGUCCGGACAAAAAAUCGGGGCAUCCCGAUGACAAAAGCGCGCGUCCCACCAAGCCUGGCUCUUCGACAUGGGACGGUUCGUUCGUUGUCGAAAAGACACCGACUCAGAGGAAGCCAACCGAUUCGUGGAAAGGGCCCGGGGUCGACGAACGAAAGAAACCUACGACUGGAAAAGCUCAGCCGAGCGACGAAGGUAGAAGACCUUCGACCGGAAGACCUUCCGACAGUAAACCAAGCGACGUGGAACGCAGAAGUUCAAAAUACGUCACUGACAGCACCGCACAAGAUCUCUCGAGUACGUCCGAUGUCGUGACCAGCAGUUCUUUUCUGGUCGAGGAAUCGAGUACCCAGGAAAGUUAUCGGGAUUCGAAGGACGUGGAUUUUACUACGACCUCCACGGAGACGGUGGUAAUACGCGAUGGAAAGCCUGUGGAAAGACAAAGUAUUCAUUCGGUGACCGACAACCGCCGCCCCGGCAGUCCUGAUAAAAAAGGGACCCUACCCAGAGAUAAAAUUGUCAAAGGGCCGGGAAGUCCAAGCGAGAAAGGAACUCCCCAUCCGGAAGACAAGAAUGCUCGGCCUACCAAGCCUGGCUCCUCGACUUGGGACGGAUCUUUCACUUAUGAAAAACCACAGGAACUCACCCCGAAACCUGGACAGAAGAAAGAACCAACCGACAACAAAAAGAAGCCAACUGACGAAAGCCCUAAGGGUCGAAAGCCCACUGAUACGGUAGUCCAAAAAUCAUCAACGACUUCAAAGAACGUUCGGGAUAUUUCCGAAGACGUGACGACCAGCACCUACGUGGUCGAGCAAAUUUCUGUGAGUGAUUCUAAAAAAUUCGGCUCAACCGUUGUUUCCGAAACAAUAAUUUACGAAGGAUCUGACGAUCGACAGCCAAAAGACGGUUCUAAAAAGCCCAAGACACCGCACGGUCUUGAUAAAACUCACGACAGUCAUCCUGACAAACCUGGGACUCGCCCGGAUGGGAAGACACCGAGUGAAAGUAGACCCGAAAGACCGGAAAGUCCUACAGACAAAUCGACUCGGCCAACGAAACCUGGUUCUUCUACAUGGAACGGAGCUUUCGUUUACGAAAAACCACAAGAACCGACUACGAAACCAGGACAGAAAAAACAACCAACUGACGAGAAGAAAAAACCAACAGACAAAAGUACCAGAGAUCGCAAGCCCGAAGACAAACCUGAUGUAACGACGAGCACUUACGUUGUCGAGCAGAGUUCUGUCAGUGACAAGAAGAAAUUUGGAACGUCUGUCAUUUCCGAGAUCAUAGUUCACGAAGAUUUUGACGAAAGGAAACCAAAGGACGAUUCUAAGAAGCCCAAGAAGCCGGACGACCUCGAGAAAACGCCCAAGCGUCACCCUGACGAACCUGACCGUCGUCCAGAUGGAAAGACACCGAGUGAAAGUAGACCCGAAAGACCGAAAAGCCCUGAAGAUAAAUCGGCGCGUCCUACGAAACCUGGUUCUUCUACAUGGAACGGUGCUUUCGUUUACGAAAAACCACAAGAACCGACUCCGAAACCAGGUCAAAAGAAACAACCAACUGACGACAAGAAACGUCCGACUGACGGAAAGAAAAAACCAACAGACGAAAGCCCUAGAGAUCGUAGGCCCGAAGAUAAAUCUGAUGUAACGACGAGCACUUACGUUGUCGAGCAGAGUUCUGUCAGUGACAAAAAGAAAUUUGGAACGUCUGUCAUUUCCGAAAUCAUAGUUCACGAAGAUUUUGACGAAAGAAAACCAAAGGACGAUUCUAAAAAGCCUCGGAAACCGGACGACCUCGAGAAAACGCCCAAGCGUCACCCUGACGAAUCUGACCGUCGUCCAGAUGGGAAAAAACCUGACGAAAGUAGACCCGAAAGACCGAAAAGUCCCGAAGAUAAAUCGGCGCGUCCUACGAAACCUGGUUCAUCCACAUGGAACGGUGCUUUCGUUUACGAAAAGCCACAAGAACCGACCCCGAAACCAGGUCAGAAGAAACAACCAACCGACGACAAGAAGAAACCUUCGGACGACAGCCCCAAGGGUCGUAGACCGACUGACACGGUGGUGAGAAAAUCAUCUACGACUUCGACGGACGUCACAGACAUCACCGAAGAUGUGAAAAACGUAUCCGAAAUAACCAAGAGUUCUUACGUGUCUUCAAGCGACACAAAAACAACCGAUUCUUCGAAAAUAACCGAAACAUUGUUACGAGAGAGUCCCGAGGACAGGAAUAAGCCUUUGGACGAUAAAAAACGUCCCCAAAAGCCGGAAGACACUUCCAAAAAACCGGGUCACCCCGAUGGAAGACGAAAACCCGACGAAAAACGACCAGAAAGUCCCGAAGAUAAAUCUCUGAGGCCAACAAAGCCCGGAUCGUCAACGUGGAACGGUGCCUUCACCUAUGAGAAGCCAAAAGAAACGAAAAAACCCGAAGAACCCGGUAAGAAGAAGCCAACCGACGAGAAGAAAAAACCUUCGAGUUCCCCCAAGGAACUGGUGCCGAAGUUGCGUCCAUCGGAUGAAAAACCAUCUGAAAAUACAAGCGAUACCACGUCCGUAGUAGACAUUCGCGACCUGUCAACCGAUAUUCAACAAUCUUCGUACGUAAUCGAGCACUCGUCAAGUUUCACGAGUAUCAAGGACGUUCGUGACGUAGUCGAAGAGUACAAUAUCAUCACGGAUUACACGAUCGACAAACGUCACGAGGAUUCGAGAGAUGUUACCAUCGUGUCUGAAACGAGGGAGUUUAUCGACCGUGAACAGGUGACUAGCAUGGUGGCUAGGGACAUCGUAGACGAUAAAGUGUUCGAAGAAAUUACGAUAACAUCUGGACCCGAUAAGCCGGACGAAGAUAAGCCCGGAAAAUUGACACCGGAUCGCCCGGGGUAUCCAAAAAGUAUUCCGGGGCUCAGAGAAGAAGACGCGAAAAAACCGAAGCCACUUCCCGCCGCUGGAAAACCUAGCCGCCCUCAAAAACGGGAUGAAUCGCCAAAAAAACCUGGAGAAGAUGCGAAACCGAAAAAACCGUCUCAGGAAAAAACACGCGACGAAAAAUCACCGGAUCGCAAGCCCGUGCCCGCUGCUGGCAAACCGAGUCGUCCGGACGAAAAACCUCGACGUGGUGAUCAGACGCCGGAUUCUUUGGACGGCGAAGAACCUCGUCAGAAUAAAAUACCCAAGCCCGAAGAUGUCCUGGCUAAGAUACCUCUGAAGGAACAAUGCAUCUGCGAGCUAUGCACCUGCGGGCGGCACCGAUGUCCUCACAAUUUUGGCCAGGAUAAUUUCGAAUCGCCGCACGAACCGAUCGACAGCGUUACCUCGUACCGUCACGAGUACGACGAAAAACACGUCGAUAGACAAGUCGUGAUUCAUCAUGAGGAUCAUCUUCACAUGGAAGGUGAAUUUAUCGGCGAAAGACGAACGGAUUACGUUGUCACCAGGGGAGAACGUGCACCGGUGAAAAAACCGCAGGAUAAUCUUUAUCCCGAAGGUGACUUUUACGGGAAACCUAAAGAAGACGCCCCGAAAAUUGGGGAAAGGACGCCCGCCAAACGUCCACAGGAUAAUUUAUAUCCUAGCGGUGAUUUUGACAGUACGACUACCAAGGAACUUGCUUUCACCGGCUUGCCCGGCGAACGAACAAGUCCUGUACGUAGAAAUACUUACACGAAAGUUGAAGGGGAAUUUAUAGACGAAACUACCACUCGUAACGAAUAUAUCGAUCACAGAACCAUUCAAAGGGCUGAAAUCAUCAGGCGAACUGAUAAUUUGGUCAUUGGAGACGGUGAAUUUACGGGUACUUCUCAUGUGAAGGAAGAUUUUCCGACGUACGAUAUCGUCGAAUACGAAGAACCGACAACCCGACAUCAAACCACGAUAGACGAAGUGGAUCGUUACUACGGAAGGACCGAUGUGAUCGAAAAUUUCACUACGACGAGCGAAGAAUAUCGUAAUUUCGAUCAGACCGAUUACGUAUCGACGACGAUCAUAAGACGCGACGAUAAUCUGAGACCUGAAGGACCUUUCGAAGGAACUCCGAAAUCGAAAGAUGAUUACGUGCCAAGAAUCACCGAAAGACCUGAACCGCAUAGGCCGAAAGAUAAUCUCAAACCCGAAGGACCCUUCGAAGGACGCCCGAAGGACGAUUUUACUCCGAAAAAAGGUGAACGUCCAGAAGUCAAAAAACCGAAGGACAAUCUCAGGCCGGAAGGUACGUUCGAGGACAGACCUAAGGAUAAAUAUACACCGGGAGAGCGUAGAACGCCGAUCAAACCUGAGGAUAAUUUGAAACCUGAAGGAGAAUUCGAAAGACCUCAACCCGAACCCUACGGACCUGGUGACAGAGCACCGAUUGUCAGACAUCCGGAUAAUUUAUUCCCGAAAGGCGAUUUUCCAGACAGGGAACGCAAGCCGUUUGAACCUGCGGAAAGAAGGACACCGAUAAAACAUGACGAUAAUUUAAGACCUGAAGGUGAAUUUGACGGACGUCCAAAGAAUGAUUUUGGACCUAAACACGCGGAAAGACCGGAUGUGAAGCGGCCUCAAGAUAACCUUAAGCCCGAAGGACCGUUUGAAGGUCGUCCCAAGGAUAAGUAUACUCCGGGUGAACGAAGACAGCCGAUAAAACAUCCGGAUAACUUGAAACCGGAAGGUGAAUUUGAAAGACCUGAAGAGGAACCGUUUGGACCUGGAGAUAGAGCUGAGAUCGUGAGACAUCCUGACAAUCUCUUUCCGUCAGGAGAUUUCCUGGAUAGGGAAAGAAAACCUUUUGAACCGGCUGAGCGAAGAAAACCGAUUAAGCAUGACGACAAUUUGAAACCUGAAGGUGAAUUCGAGAGACCUGAACAGGAAAAGUUCCGUCCUGCUGAUAGACCAGAGGCCAAAAAACCGAAGGAUAAUCUGAAACCGGAAGGAGAAUUUGAAAGACCCGAAAAAACGCCUUAUGGACCUGGGGAAAAACGAACACCGAUCAAGCAUGCUGACAACCUCAAGCCUGAAGGUGAUUUCGAACGACCAGAACACGAGAAGUUCCGACCUGCUGAAAGACCAGAGGUCAAAAAACCGAAAGAUAAUCUCAAACCAGAGGGAGAGUUCGAGAGACCGGAGAAGACACCGUAUGGUCCUGGAGAGAGAAGAACGCCGAUCAAGCAUGCUGAUAAUUUAAAACCUGAAGGCGACUUCACUGGGAAACCGAGAGAUGAUUUUAAACCCACAACCGGAGAACGAGCUGACGUGAAAAGACCUGAGGAUAACUUGAAGCCUGAAGGUCCUUUCGAAGGAAGACCUAAGGACGAUUAUACGUACGUAAAAUCUGACCGCGUUGACGUUAUCAAACAUACCGAUAAUCUUCGAAUGGAAGGUGAUAUUUCCACGUACAGAUCUCGCGAUGAAUAUACUGAUUUUAUUGUAAGGGAAAGGGUUGAAGUUACGAAGCAUCAGGAUAAUCUUCGUAUGGAAGGAGAAUUCACAGAUGUUAGAACCCGGGAUGAUUAUAAAGUUGUCAAAGGCGAACGCGUCGAAGUUAUAAGACAUCCGGAUAAUUUAAAACCUGAAGGUGAAUUUGAAAGACCGGAAAAGACGCCCUAUGGACCUGGAGAAAAGAGAACACCCAUUAAACACGCGGAUAAUCUAAAACCAGAAGGUGAAUUUGAAAGACCAGAACAGGAGAAAUUCCGCCCUGCUGAAAGGCCAGAGGUCAAAAAACCGAAAGAUAAUCUUCGACCGGAAGGAGAGUUUGAAAGACCAGAAAAAACACCUUAUGGACCUGGCGAAAAACGAACACCUAUCAAGCAUGCUGAUAAUUUGAAACCUGAAGGUGAAUUCGAGAGACCUGAACACGAAAAGUUCCGUCCUGCUGAAAGACCAGAGGCCAAAAAACCAAAGGAUAAUCUGAAACCGGAAGGAGAGUUUGAAAGACCCGAAAAAACGCCCUAUGGACCUGGAGAAAAGCGAACACCGAUCAAGCAUGCUGAUAAUUUGAAACCUGAAGGUGAAUUCGAGAGACCUGAACACGACAAGUACCGUCCUGCCGAAAGACCGGAGGCUAAAAAGCCCAAGGAUAAUCUACGUCCAGAGGGAGAGUUUGAAAGACCAGAGAAAACACCCUAUGGACCCGGUGAGAAACGAACACCUAUCAAACAUGAAGACAAUUUGAGACCGGAAGGAGAAUUUGAAAGACCAGAACAGGAUAAAUACCGUCCUGCUGAACGUCCGGAAGUUAAAAGACCCAAGGAUAAUCUACGUCCAGAAGGCGAAUUCGAACGACCAGAAAAGACGCCUUAUGGUCCUGCUGAAAAGAGAACACCGAUCAAGCACGAAGAUAAUUUGCGACCAGAGGGUGAAUUCGAGAGACCAGAACAUGACAAGUAUCGUCCUGCCGAAAGACCCGAAGUUAAGAAGCCCAAGGAUAAUCUACGUCCAGAAGGCAAAUUCGAACGACCAGAAAAGACACCGUACGGUCCUGCUGAGAGACGGACGCCGAUUAAGCAUGAUGAUAACUUGAGACCGGAAGGGGAAUUCGAAAGACCUGAGCAUGAAAAAUACCGCCCCGCCGAAAGACCUGAAGCUAAGAAGCCCAAGGAUAAUCUGCGACCAGAGGGAGAAUUCGAAAGACCUGAAAAGACGCCUUAUGGUCCUGCUGAAAAAAGAACACCGAUCAAGCACGAAGAUAAUUUGCGACCAGAGGGUGAGUUUGAAAGACCGGAGCACGACAAGUAUCGUCCUGCCGAAAGACCCGAAGUUAAGAAGCCCAAGGAUAAUCUACGUCCAGAAGGCGAAUUCGAACGACCAGAAAAGACACCGUACGGCCCUGCUGAGAGACGGACGCCGAUUAAGCAUGAUGAUAACUUGAGACCCGAAGGGGAAUUCGAAAGACCGGAACACGACAAGUAUCGUCCUGCUGAGAGACCAGAGGCUAAAAAGCCUAAGGAUAAUCUACGUCCAGAGGGAGAAUUCGAAAGACCAGAGAGAACUCCUUAUGGUCCUGCUGAGAAAAGAACACCGAUCAAGCACGCAGAUAAUCUGCGACCAGAGGGUGAGUUUGAAAGACCGGAGCACGACAAGUAUCGUCCUGCCGAAAGACCCGAAGUUAAGAAGCCCAAGGAUAAUCUACGCCCAGAGGGAGAGUUCGAAAGACCUGAAAAGACGCCCUAUGGACCUGGAGAAAAGCGAACACCGAUCAAGCAUGCUGAUAAUUUGAAACCUGAAGGUGAAUUCGAGAGACCUGAACACGACAAGUACCGUCCUGCCGAAAGACCGGAGGCUAAAAAGCCCAAGGAUAAUCUACGUCCAGAGGGAGAGUUCGAAAGACCUGAAAAGACGCCUUAUGGCCCUGCUGAGAGACGGACGCCAAUCAGGCAUGAUGAUAACCUACGACCGGAAGGGGAAUUCGAAAGACCGGAACACGACAAGUAUCGCCCUGCCGAAAGACCCGAAGUUAAGAGGCCCAAGGAUAAUCUACGUCCAGAAGGAGAAUUCGAAAGACCUGAAAAGACGCCUUAUGGUCCUGCUGAAAAGAGAACACCGAUUAAGCACGAAGAUAAUUUGAGACCAGAAGGGGAAUUCGAAAGACCAGAACAUGACAAGUAUCGUCCUGCCGAAAGACCCGAAGUUAAGAAGCCCAAGGAUAAUCUACGUCCAGAAGGUGAAUUCGAAAGACCGGAAAAGACGCCUUAUGGUCCUGCUGAGAGACGGACGCCGAUUAAGCAUGACGAUAAUCUGCGCCCAGAGGGUGAGUUUGAAAGACCGGAACAUGACAAGUAUCGUCCUGCCGAAAGACCCGAAGUUAAGAAGCCCAAGGAUAAUCUACGUCCAGAGGGAGAAUUCGAAAGACCUGAAAAGACGCCUUAUGGUCCUGCUGAAAAGAGAACACCGAUCAAGCACGCAGAUAAUCUGCGACCAGAGGGUGAGUUUGAAAGACCGGAACACGACAAGUAUCGUCCUGCCGAAAGACCCGAAGUUAAGAAGCCCAAGGAUAAUCUACGUCCAGAGGGAGAAUUCGAAAGACCUGAAAAGACGCCUUAUGGUCCUGCUGAAAAGAGAACACCGAUCAAGCACGCAGAUAAUCUGCGACCAGAGGGUGAGUUUGAAAGACCGGAACACGACAAGUAUCGUCCUGCCGAAAGACCCGAAGUUAAGAGGCCCAAGGAUAACCUGCGACCAGAGGGAGAAUUCGAAAGACCUGAAAAGACGCCUUAUGGUCCUGCUGAGAAACGGACGCCAAUCAGGCAUGAUGAUAACCUACGACCGGAAGGGGAAUUCGAAAGACCGGAACACGACAAGUAUCGUCCUGCCGAAAGACCUGAAGCUAAGAAGCCCAAGGAUAACCUGCGACCAGAGGGAGAAUUCGAAAGACCUGAAAAGACGCCUUAUGGUCCUGCUGAGAGACGGACGCCAAUCAGGCAUGAUGAUAACCUACGACCGGAAGGGGAAUUCGAAAGACCGGAACACGACAAGUAUCGUCCUGCCGAAAGACCUGAAGCUAAGAAGCCCAAGGAUAACCUGCGACCAGAGGGAGAAUUCGAAAGACCUGAAAGGACGCAUUAUGGUCCUGCUGAGAAAAGAACACCGAUCAAGCACGAAGAUAACUUGAGACCGGAGGGUGAAUUUGAAAGACCAGAACACGACAGGUAUCGUCCUGCCGAAAGGCCUGAAGUCAAAAAACCGAAGGAUAAUUUACGUCCGGAAGGUGAAUUCGAAAGACCAGAAAAGACUCCAUAUGGACCCGCCGAAAAGCGGACGCCAAUCAGACAUGAAGAUAAUCUCAAACCUGAAGGCGAUUUUGAAAGACCAGAACAAGAUAAAUACCGCCCUGCCGAACGUCCUGAAGUCAAAAAACCGAAGGAUAAUCUCAAGCCCGAAGGAGACUUUGAAAGACCUGAAAAAGCGCCUGUCGGACCAGCUGAAAGACGGACGCCGAUAAAACAUGACGACAAUCUGAAGCCCGAAGGUGAUUUCAUUGGUAGAGUAAAAGACGACUAUACUAUUGUAAAAGGUGAACGCGCCGAUGUUAUCAAACAUACGGACAAUCUUCGAAUGGAAGGUGAUAUCCAAACUUAUCGUUCUCGCGAUGACUACACCGAUUUCAUUCAUCGAGAACGCGUCGAAGUUAGAAAAUAUGAGGACAAUUUGCGUAUGGAAGGAGAAUUCAUCGACACCAGGACCCGCGACGACUAUAAAAUAGUGAAGGGCGAACGCGUUGAGAUCGUCAAACAUCCUGACAAUCUCAAACCCGAAGGUGAGUUCGAAGGACGACCCAGGGACGAUUAUUCUCCGAAAAAAGGCGAGAGAGUUGAAGUCAAGAAGCCAAAGGACAAUCUCAAACCCGAAGGAAACUUCGAAAGACCAGAUAAGAAGCCGUUAGGUCCUGCAGAACGUCGAACCCCCAUCAAACAUAGCGACAAUCUUAAACCAGAAGGUGAUUUCACGGGUCGUCCACGUGAAGAAGCUCCGAAAAUCGGUGACAGAGCUGACAUCAAAAAGCCAAAGGAUAACCUGCACCCUGAAGGAGAAUUUGAUCGUCCUGAAAAAACUUCUUACGGCCCCGCGGAGAGAAGAACACCGAUAAAACACGCGGAUAAUUUGAAACCGGAAGGAGACUUCACCGGACGUCCCAGGGAUGAGGCACCGAAACGCGGUGAGCGAGCGGAAGUCAAGAAACCGGAAGACAAUCUACGACCGGAAGGUGACUUUGAAAGACCCGACAAAAAGCCCGUUGGACCUGCCGAAAGAAGAACACCGAUUCGUCACGAGGACAAUCUCCAUCCCGAAGGUGAAUUCACAGGUCGUCCGAAAGACGAUUUUACACCGAAGCGCGGCGAACGUCCAGUUCAGAAGAAGCCCAAGGAUAAUCUCAAGCCGGAAGGUGAAUUCAACGGAAAACCAAGGGACGAUUAUGUCACCACCAGAGGAGAACGAUCGGAAAUCAUUAUCCAUAAAGAUAAUCUCCGGAUGGAAGGCGAAAUGGAUGUCCACCGAAGGGACGAUUACAGAGUUUCAAAAACUGAACGCGUCGAUGUGAUCAGGCGCGAAGAUAACCUGAGAAUCGAAGGAGAAUUCACAGACAUUCGCAGACGUAACGAUUACAAUGUAACGCGUGGCGAACGCACGGAGAUAAUCAGACACGAAGACAAUUUGCGUCCCGAGGGUGACUUCGAACGUCCAGAGAAAUCACCCGUUGGUCCGGCUGAGAGAAGAUCGCCCAUAAAACAUCCCGACAAUUUGAAACCGGAAGGAGAUUUCAUUCGCAGACCAAAAGAAGCCGCUCCGACUAAGGGAGACAGGGCUGUUGUGAAGAAACCAAAGGACAAUCUUAAACCGGAGGGCGAUUUUGACAGGCCUGAAAAGUCACCGGUCGGUCCCGGCGAAAGACGUACGCCCAUCAGACACCCCGAUAAUCUUCAUCCGGAAGGUGAUUUCCACGGAAGACCGAAGGAAGAAGCUCCCAAGAGAGGCGAUCGGGCUGACGUGAAAAAACCGCGUGACAAUCUUCGGCCUGAAGGAGAUUUCGAAAGACCACAUCCGUCGAAGGUUGGUCCAGGUGAACGGCGCACGCCGAUCCGUCACCCGGAUAAUCUUAAACCGGAAGGUGACUUCGAGAAACGAACUCCUGGUAAAGUUGGACCUGGAGAAAGACGAACUCCGAUUCGUCACGAGGACAACCUUCAUCCUGAAGGCGAUUUCUAUAUCGAACCGAAGGACCAUUCUACCCCGAAAAAAGGAGACCGUGCGGUCAUUAAGAGACCACAAGAUAAUCUCAGGUCCGAAGGCGAUAUGCAAAUGACUCAAACUUCGAGGGAUGAUUACAAAGUGGUGAAGGGUGACCGGGUCGAAAUCCGUCGCCACGAAGAUCACCUCCGUAUGGAAGGUGAGAUGGACGUGCGUCGGUCGAGGGACGACUACAAAAAAAUCACCAAGGUCGAAAGGGUGGACAUCAGAAGGCACGAGGACAAUUUGAGGGUCGAAGGAGAAUUCGUUGAUAUCAGAAGGCGGAACGAUUACACCACACACGUGGUAGGUGAACGAGCGUCGAUCCAGAGACAUCCUGACAAUUUGAGACCCGAAGGAGACUUCGACAGACCGGCAAAAAGCCCUGUAGGUCCAGGUGAGAGGCGAUCGCCGAUAAAACAUCCCGAUAAUCUGAAGCCCGAAGGUGACUUCGAGCAAAGAACACCCAAAAAUGUUGGACCCGGUGAACGAAGGACUCCGAUUCGUCACGGGGACAAUUUGAAGCCUGAAGGGGACUUCGUAGGUCGUCCGAAGGACGAUUAUUCCCCGAAGAAGAUCGACAGAACGGAAAUAGUCAGGAGAGAGGACAAUCUGAAGAUGACCGGCGAUUUCCAGGACACGACUUCUCAAAAAUCGACUUACAAAAUUAUCCGCGGUGAACGCGUUGAGAUAAAACGUCACGAAGAUAAUCUCAAGAUUAAUACUGGAACGAUGGAGUCCAAGACGACGUCGCGAGAUACAUUUACACCGACGAAAAAGGAAGUGGUGCCGCAAGACAGGCCGGUGAAUCGUCGAAGGCAUAUGGAGUCGUCGAUUUCUCUCGGAGAAGACACGAGCACGGUUUCCACAACGAAUCAACGCAAUUACAACACCUAUACUAGAAAAACCGGGCGUGAAGUUGCCGCUAAAUUGGAAGACGUGCAAACUGAUGUGAAACGAGCGGCCACAACCGAAACGAAGACUCUCGCCGAUGGUUCCGUCGUUACCGUGAUCAGAGAAACGACAACCAAACACACCGGUCAAAAAGUGGUCGGUCAAACGAGCCAGCAGCAGCAUGUCCAUCAUACCAACGUUUCCGAGCGUCAUGGAACUCGAGUGAUCGAAGGUCCGAGCGGCGAACCGCCGCAGGAUAACAAUGUCUCUCGAAGAUCAACGACGACGUCGAUCGACGACCAGCGUCAAGUGAACGAACAAAAUCGUCGUGUCCAUAACGAACAACACGUCAGAUCAGAGAACGUGUCUCACGUCCGUCACGUGAUCGACGACAGAUCGAUAACGGACGUCAAUCGGCACGCUCAUAAUCAGAUAACGAGAGACGUGACAUCGAACACUCGUCAUCUGGCUGAGAACAAGAUCGGUAGGGAAGCUCAGGAGAUUCAUCGGCAACAACAAAUCGAACGUCGUCAACAGCAACAGCAGCAGCAAAACGAGCAACAUCAAGUUUCGCGUCGCGAUUACGUAAAUCUGGAUCACAUCGAUAACAGAUCACAAUCUCACACGUCCCGUCAGCAUCAUCACAGUCAUCAAACGAACGCGAUUCAUUCCCAGCACACGGUAUCGAGUCAAGCAAGGUUCAACACAAAUCAAUCCCAAAGCAACGAAUUCCGACAGAUAAUUAGCGGGCAAUCAACCCUGGCCGACUCGUCGACGAAAACGGGUCAUCACAGAAAAAAUGUCAUAUCGUCAUCGUCGGCUGAUGUAAGUAAUUCCGUGUUGCAUCGCAGGGGUGUAACGUCGUCGACGGAAGCAUUGCACACGAUAUCGUCGACCGCAGCAGCGCAGAGAAAAAGUAUAUCGAAUUUGGCUGACUCGGGACAAUACAUAAGUAAUUCGAGUCAAAGCAGCGAUCGUCGAAGUCUAACUUCUCUCCACCGAAGUAACAAAGACGGUGGAAAUCCUUGGGCUUCGUCGACGUACGAAAGACCACAGCGUGUCGUUCAUCGUGACAAUUUGACGGUCGGCGGUAAAUUUUAUUCGCACAGCGAAGCGAAAAGUUACGGUAAUUUUUCCACUCAAAGAACAGAAAGAGUUCAAAGGAGAUCGAACGUGUCUCACAUAGCCCUCGGUGACAGUACAACCACAACUUCGACAUCUUACAAAAAAGAAUUCGCUCCGAGAAUUCAAGGACCUUGUCCAGCUUCCUUACUUGAAGCUAAACAAGCGCCGUUCAAACACACCAGGGAUACGCAAAAGCAUAAAUUUUACAUGCCCCUGAUUUCUAAAUAAGAGGUUUGAAAAUAUUGAAAAAAAAACGAAACCGAACAACGAAAACGAAAGUAAUACGGCAAGGGAGAAUGAUUUCACUCUCAAAAAACGCAGAUGCCUUCAGGAACUGUGAUAUGAUAUUGGAUGAACAAAAAAAAAACCGGGCAUCGAGAUCAGAAUUUUUGUAAUUUUUAGCGAUUUACCAACGUCAGCCCCUAUGAAUGUUUUUGUUACACAAGUUAUUGCAAUGAUUAUUCGUUACCAGUUAAGAAAAUAUAUAAACACAUUGUUACUCAUAUAUAAAUAUAAUGUUAUUAAUAUUACUAUGAAUUUUUCAACCGAUAUAUUACAAUUAAUUUUCAACACGUGUAUCCUGAAGCAAUAAUACACCGAUAAUUUCAUGACUAGAGCUUGAAUCCGUGAUAAGUUGUUGAAUUGAUAUAAUAAUCCCAAAUAUACAGGCUAACGCAGUAGAUCGAUCAAGAAUAGCCCGCAAAGCAAGCCCGUAGCUUGAUUAAAUUAGUAGCAGGAAGAGAAAAGAUUUAAUCAGAAGAUCCAAACUAACUAAUGAUGAUAAACUCAAAUUAUAUUCUUAAUUCCUUCGCCCUAACACAUCCGCAAUUAUACUAUACAUUCCGAUAUUGAAUUUGGUUUUAUACAUUUGGAGAAACAAAAAAUAAGUUGAAAAAACAAGAACGUACGAAAACGAAAACUCACACUCAUGAAUGGAACUGAAUGACUAUCACAAUGAUUAAUUUUUAAUCGGGCCACGAAUUCGGAAUGACUAUUACUUUUUGAGUUACAUAAAUUUAUUAUAAUUAUGAUUAUUGUAUUUAUUAUUAGCAUGAGUAUCAUUGUAUGACUUUCGAUUAUGUUUCAUUUGUAUACGAGCUUUGUUUUAUUUUACUAGGCAUUUAGUUUUCAAUUUAAUAAAAGACAAAAAAAAAUUCACAGGAG
Molecule: messenger RNA, 17654 nt
Organism: Athalia rosae (coleseed sawfly)
Lineage: Eukaryota; Metazoa; Arthropoda; Insecta; Hymenoptera; Athaliidae
Gene: Sdb
Exons: 6
Coding region: 153-16718 (5521 amino acids)
Biological process (GO): microtubule anchoring
Cellular component (GO): sperm flagellum; ciliary basal body; axonemal microtubule
Molecular function (GO): microtubule binding
Source: RefSeq, a predicted model, not a curated record